CACAUGCGCAACAACCGUCGAACUCGUCAACGUUAAUCUUUGUCCAACAAAAGUUCAUUCCAAUUUAUUCCAAUCUCGACAUCUUCAAUGCAUACAGUUCUUAAAUCAAGAAUAAGCAACGGACAAUAGUAAAUUCCUGAAAAAGUUGACAGACUGUAAUUGACGUCAGCAUAAUUAUUUGAAGAUAUUCUGUUAAAACGGCGUGAUAUUAAGUUUCUAUUGUAAAUAUGAUGAGCCUACGGGAUAAGCAAAUAAAUGCUUUAAAACAAAUGUUAAAUUUAAAUGAGCCUGACUCAAGGGUAGAUAUUGCAGUACCAACAUGGAAAAUCCUGAUUUACGAUCGUGUAGGACAGGAUAUCAUUUCACCACUAAUAUCUAUAAAAGAGCUACGUGAGCUUGGAAUAACAUUACACAUGCAGUUACAUUCUGACAGAGAUUCUAUUCCUGAAGUACCAGCAAUAUAUUUUUGUGCACCAACAGAUGAGAAUCUGGGACGCAUUGGUCAAGAUUUACAAAAUGGAUUGUAUGACAUUUACCACCUUAAUUUUAUAUCUCCAAUAUCUAGACAAAAAAUGGAAGAUCUAGCAUCUGCAGCCUUAUUAGCCGGAGCUGUUGCUAACAUUCAUAAAGUGUUUGAUCAAUAUCUCAACUUUAUAACAUUGGAAGAUGAUCUCUUUAUUCUAAGACAUCAAAACAGCGAUGUUAUAUCGUAUCAUGCUAUUAAUCGGGGUGAAAUCAAGGACACAGAAAUGGAAUCUAUAAUGGAUGUCAUAGUUGAUAGUCUCUUCUCCGUAUUCGUCACACUUGGUACCGUUCCAAUUAUUCGGUGCCCAAGAGGAAACGCUGCUGAGAUGGUCGCUAAGAAACUUGAUAAGAAGCUGAGAGAAAAUGUAUGGGAUGCGAGAAAUAAUUUAUUUCAAGGGGAAAUUGCUGGUACAGGCCACUUCAGUUUUCAGAGACCACUGUUAAUAGUACUUGAUCGCAGUAUAGACAUGGCUACGCCUCUUCACCAUACAUGGACAUAUCAAGCGCUCGCUCAUGAUGUACUUGAAUUAGCUUUAAACAGACUUGUCGUCGAAGAGAGUGCGGGAAGAUCACCUGCUGGUGGUGCACGUUCAAAGACACGAGCUUGUGAGCUGGAUAAUAGGGAUCGUUUUUGGUCUCAGCAUAAAGGUAGUCCUUUUCCUCUAGUAGCUGAGGCAAUACAAGAAGAACUAGAACAGUAUCGUUCUUCUGAGGAAGAAGUGAAGAAGUUGAAAUCGACAAUGGGUAUCGAUAAUGAUAACGAUGCGGCAUUUUCUAUGGUAUCCAAUAAUACAGCUCGUCUUACCAGUGCUGUCAAUUCCUUACCACAAUUGCUGGAAAUGAAACGUCUGAUCGACAUGCAUACUACUAUAGCUACAGGUAUUCUUAAUUCCAUCAAAUCUCGACGUCUUGAUACUUUUUUUGAAAUAGAAGAGAAAAUAAUGAGUAAACAAACAUUGGACAGAAGCAUUUUGGAAAUUAUUAACGAUCCAGAGUGCGGUACGCCUGAGGAUAAAUUGCGUCUUUUUGUAAUCUAUUAUCUUUGUUCAAAUAUGUCAGAUGCCGAGUAUAAUAAGCACGAAGCAGCCUUGGCCAAUGCUGGUUGUGAUUUAAAUCCUUUAACGUACAUCAAAAGAUGGAGAGGCUACACGAGAAUAGCUGGAAUACAAAAUAAUUAUGAAGGUGGCGGUACAAAAACAGUCAGUAUGUUUUCGAAGCUCAUGAACCAAGGUUCCUCUUUCGUUAUGGAAGGUGUCAAGAAUCUUGUUGUUAAACGACAUAAUCUUCCCGUUACGAAGAUCGUCGAUGAAUUGAUCGAAAUGAGACAGUCAUCUCAAACCGACGAUUAUCAUUAUUUGGAUCCCAAGCAAUUAAAACAAAUUGACCAAGUUCCUAAAAAUAGAACCACAUUCCAAGAAGUAAUUGUGUUCAUUGUGGGCGGUGGCAACUAUAUCGAGUAUCAGAAUUUAGUAGAUUACGCAAAGCAAAAAGCCGGUGGUGGUGCCAACAGAAGAGUAGUAUACGGAUCAUCGACUCUUAUCAAUGCAAGACAAUUUCUUAAACAAUUGUCACUCUUGGGACAAGAGACACAUUAAAAGAAAAUAAGGAAUUAUUGUAAUAAUCAAUACCAUAGAAAUAUGAAUUGUUGUAUAUAUACUUAGUAAUUCCUGAUAUCCCCAUAUUAUUUUUACUUAAAAAACCUGAAUUGUCAACCUAUCCCCUAAGAAGAAUUUGUUGUUUGCAGUAGAUACAAAAACAUAUUGCUAGAGUUACUCCUUACCAGAGUAUACAACUCAAACUUGAUACUGAAGAUUUAAUGAGACAAAAUAUUUAAAAAUCACAGCAAACAGUGCCGAUAAACUUUAUUCUGCAGACGCGAUUUUAUUAUGCUAAUUGAUAUUAUAUCCUGGACAGUAAAUAUUUGCUAUGUGCCGGUUAUUAAAAUGUAAAGAAAAGCAAAUCAAAUCGAGUUGGUGAAGCGUUGUAAGCUUAAAAAAAUAUAUAUUUUAUUUAUUAUACUA
Messenger RNA from Cephus cinctus (wheat stem sawfly), 2546 nucleotides. It is a transcript of the gene Slh, whose product is annotated as protein sly1 homolog. Gene Ontology annotation, biological process: intracellular protein transport; endoplasmic reticulum to Golgi vesicle-mediated transport. Lineage: Eukaryota; Metazoa; Arthropoda; Insecta; Hymenoptera; Cephidae. Gene Ontology annotation, cellular component: Golgi membrane; cytosol. The coding region runs from base 228 to 2120 and encodes 630 amino acids. The transcript is spliced from 12 exons. Gene Ontology annotation, molecular function: syntaxin binding. The record is from RefSeq and is a predicted model, not a curated record.